Molecule: messenger RNA, 4589 nt
Organism: Ananas comosus (pineapple)
Lineage: Eukaryota; Viridiplantae; Streptophyta; Magnoliopsida; Poales; Bromeliaceae
Exons: 3
Coding region: 126-3635 (1169 amino acids)
Source: RefSeq, a predicted model, not a curated record
UCUCUCUCUCUCUCUCUCUCUCCGUCUUUUUCUUACUAUUUUUUUCCCCUCUCUCUCUCUCUCUCUCUCUCUCUUCUUCCUGCUUCGAGAGCUCGAGAGAUUCUCUCUCCUCUCUCCUUCUAGCCAUGGCGAUGGCGUUCGAGGGCUUCUCCAUACGAGAGUACGCGGCGAAGAUGAGGAGCGUGGACGAGAGCAAAUGCUGGCCCUUCGACGGGGACGGGGACGAGAGGGGGCUGCCGCCGAUGCCGGCGAGGAAGUUCCGGUGGUGGUGCGACGAGCUCGCCGCCUUGGGAUCGGGGGCGCGGGGGGCGGCGCCGGAGGUGGAGGAGGAGGGGAGGGCGCAGGGGAGGCCGAGCUCGGCGCGGGCGAAGCAGCGGGCUCCGAAGAAGCGGUCGAUCGUGGAGCUCUUCGCGGUGGCGCCGCAGAUCGAGGCCGUGGGAGACGAGACCGAUGGGAGCGAUGGAGAGGGUCGCGGCUGCGAGGGGGAAGAGGAAGAGGAAGAGGAAGAGGAGGGAGGAGGAGGAGAAGCGAACGAAAGAGGAGGAGGAGGUGGCGGCGGUGGUGGUUCGUGUGGCGGAGGCGAAGGCCACGGUUGCGAUGAGAGGGUUUCCGAGGUGGUGAGGAAGAGGAAGGAGAGGAGGAAAGGAGAUGGGAAGGGGGAGAAGAUGAUGAGAAAGAAGAGUUGGAUGAAGAUUAGGAACAGGAAGAAUAAGAAGAAGCAACGGCUCCAGAUCAAAAUCUGCAUAGCUAAAAAGGAAAAAAUGCGCAAGCCAAAACUAUCACCUCCUCUUGAUAUUUCUCAUUUACUUCAAGACACACUGUAUAAGAAAUUGUUCAAAAAAUCUAUCAGCAGUUCCAUUCAUACCCAAAAAAAGAAACCACAAUUACUCAAAGAUCUAUUUCAGAAACAGAAUAUAAGGAAAAUUCAGAAUACCAAGUCAGCUAUCAAGAAUCAGAAGGCAGAACCAAAGGAUGUUCCUGUUCAUAGCAUUCUCAAAAAGAAAAAAAGGAGCUCUUCUGUGAAAAAAGCAGAUCUAAUUGACAACAUGGAGGAUGGCUAUUCCAAAAAACCUUGCCUCGAAGUGAAAAAGCAUGUCACUUUUUCAGGCAAAGAUGACAUAUUUGGUAAUAGCAAGAGCCCUUCUUCCAAUGAGUUGUCUCACUUGGAAAGCCCCGGUAAAAUAUCCUCAGAUGUCUCGGCUGCAUCAAAAACUAGAGAUGAGGCAACUGACCAGGGUGAUAAACUUCCUUCUACUACUGAGAAGGCUCAGAUGGCUAAUGAAACUGGAAUAGAUGUUGCAUCAGAGGUCGUGGUGAGGGAGGUUAGUUCUAUCCCAGAAAAGACACAGCCAAAUGAUGCUUACUCUCAUAAAAAUAACUGUCUUGACAAAAGGAAGACAUUCUUGGGUGAAUCUGUUGACCUGAAUCAUGCCGUGCAGAGCUCUAGCACUUUGAAUUGUUUGAACUUUGGCACUUCAACUUCCUCAUCUAGUCGCCUGUACUCUGACGAAGUACCUGCUUUAAAUUCUUAUACUAAAGAAGGAUCAAAAUCUGGUGCUGGAAUUCAUGCACAAGAAUGCUUUCAUUUGACUUUAGAUGGUAGACAAUUGAUGCCUCUACCUAUUAGUUCGAGGUCUGAGACAAGUUCAUGGGUCAUAACCAGUAAUGUGAUCUCACAACCUUCAGCAACUGGGAAAGAAAGAGGCUCAUUUGGUACAGCAAAAAUGAACACUUGCGCCCAUAUAAUGAGCAGCAUCUCCUCCUCAACAGGAUCAAACAAGUCUCUGGAUACAAUUCUAAGUACCGAGCGUAUGUCUUCUUGUAGGAGCUUUUGCUUCAAUGAUGAUUAUGUUGGUCUUCCUCUGAACUCACAAGGAGAACUUAUCAGGAUGAAUUCAAAGGGCCACUUUGAUCAUAGUGAGCUCUUUAAACAGCAGGACACACGAAAAGGUUCUUCUGGUACUUUUUCUGUUCCGAAUCUUGUUAAGUGUAAAAAUAUCUUGGAUCGUACAAGUGCGAGAAGGAAGAAAUCUGGUGAACCAUUGUAUAAUACAGAGCAUUUUAGAUGGUAUCCAGAAUUUCAGUAUUCUCCUGGUGCACCAGUAACAUCGGGAGUAGGUUUUGUGCAGUUGCCUGACUUCAGAAGAAUGGGAGUUAAAAGUAAAGGACAGUUUGGACAAUAUCCAAUGGAUGUCUCUUGCAAUGGGUGCAUGGAACGUGUUUGUCAAGCUCAAAACUUGAGCAGUGGUCAGAAGUUUCAAAUAGAUGGUUAUUUGGGCCAGGAGAUUCAGCAUUCAGCCCAACCAACAAUGCGUUUGAUGGGUAAAACUGUUGCAGUUGGUAAAAGCAGUGAAGAGUGCAGAGACUUAGAUGAUGGAAGGAUAUGGACUGACAAGGAAAUCAUAGCUGAAGAGUGUCACCCUGGAAGAAUGAACAAUAAAGAGUUUCCAUAUCUAAUGACCCAAAAAGAAGUUCCAUCAAGCAUGUAUCGUGCUCCAGCUGUCGAACUAAGGUUUGAUCACGUGCAUUUUGAUAAUCAACCACAAAGGAUAUCGAGAAGUCACGUUUCUUCAUCCUUUGGAAACCCUACCAGACUGAACAAUUAUAGUCAGUCUACUCAUCAGUCAAUGCUGAAUAACUCCAUGACCUCCUUGAAUUCGGUAACAAGGUACGAGGAAUUGGGGCAUCGGGCACCAUUUCUUGAAACCUAUCCUCAAGAUGUUAAUCAGAGCGUGCUGCUGAAUUCUACCCACUGCAAACACAGCCAGAGCCUUUUAUUUAGUACUUCAUCAACUUCUGAUCCAUAUAAGAAGUACAAGAGUUUCGUAGAAACAUCAUCUGCUCAAUCUUCAUCGUGUUUUCCACAAUGGCUGAUAAAUUCAGAUCUGCAGAAGAGAUCUCAGAAAUCCUCUUUCUUAUCUUUUUCUGAUCCCCCUAAUGUUCAUCAUCCAUAUUCUGUCACUACGACAAACCUCCCUUGCUUAUCUUCGGGAUACCCCCCAUCAGUUGUCUCUUUUCCUGCCUAUGAUACCUACAAUCAUCGGCCCAGCGGCUUUAGUCCGUUAGUUUACCCUUCUUAUAUCCAAUCCUAUCCUGCUGCCAGACCUAAUUAUUCAGUCAGUUCUGCCAAUAGAAGCAAAUUGAAGAGCAGGAAUGAAAUGAAAUCUAAGUUUACCUUGAAUGACUUGGAUAAUACUAACAGAAGUAACAAAAGGCCUGCCGCUGAGGAUGAUGAGUUAUUUAGACCUGCAAAGAAGCCUCAUCUCACACUGCAGGAGGAUCUGAAUGGGCCAGUGGGGCUGAGGGAAAAAGAACAAUUAAAUAGUCAUACUCCAAAUGGUACAGGUACUGAAGAAAAGUUUGAUUCUCAUACUAAGAAUGGUGAAAUUUGCCCUCAGUCUCUGAACGAUGGCAAAAAUGAAACAGGAAAUGCCGGGGUCUCAAGUCUUGAUUGUGUGAGAAGAUCGGGGCCUCUGAAAUUGAGUGCAGGAGCAAAACACGUACUGAAACCAAGUCAAAACACGGAUCUGGACAAUUCUAGGCCAAUUCAUUCAACUAUACCAUUUCCUGUUGGGACCAGUUGUAAUACUGUUCCCGUGCCACAGAACAAGGCGACAAAAAUUUACAGAUUCUAGUUGGACCUGACCCCAUUCAACAGAGGUUUCUGAAUGGCGGUUCUUCAGCUGUGGCACUUUCAUAAUGACUAUCUCUGCAUGAACACAGAUUUUUGGUGAAUGGAAUCACUUAAAGUGAAGGAGAUAUAUUGGUUUCUUUUGUGGGUAAAAUGGUUAUUCGAGUAUGUAUGACAUUGUAUUUUAUGAGUAUCCACGUAAGGGCUUUUUCAUGUGACUGUUGCAAGAGUAUUUGCAACUUCACGAUAAGGUAUGCAAAUCUACUAAUUUCUUUAUAGUAAGCAUAACUAUAUCUUCUAAGUUGUCUCAGUAAGUUGAUGUACAUAUCUAUCAUUUGUGUACUUGUGUAUAUCUGUCUAGCAAUCUAUAUGCCAUAUAUACAUCUCUAGUAUGAUAGGAGUUUGGCAUCUUGACAUUCGCCACACAGUGAGACAGUCCCUGCUCUUAUAAGGAGCUACAAUUUGUCCUUGAUUCUCUCUCUCCUAAGCAGGUUAGUCAGGGUAAAUAGAAAGAUCAAGUCACAUAUAUUUCUCUUUAGAUGUUAUUCUUUCAGUGUACUUGCUGAUCUCUAACAUUAGAUUACAUCUUUUGAGCUUGACAUAUAUAAGAAACUGCAACCAUUGAAUUUUGAUCUGGCUUUUCAUGCUAUGGUGCAACAAAGUUGUAAUUCAUUUGUUGUGUCUGAUGCCUAUCACGAUGUAUUUUUUUUCAUUUAUAUAAUUUGAUUUUUUCUUUCUGCUCUUUUUGAUAAUGUUUACAUAACUUGUCACAUGUUUGAAUGAAUGGCUGAGGUGCUUCUGUUACAACACUAAAGCAGACACUAUUGUAUAUUUUCUUAUAAUUACUUGUAAUACUUUGGUGCUACUUGUCCGUCUAUGGUUAAAUCUGAGUUGUAACUUGUAAGUUGCUUUACUGUUGUGAUUUUCAAAGCAUUCGAGUGAAUACUGUUUUGGCUUA